AUGGGAUGCAAAGUAUCAUUGAAUCGUGAAAUAAUUAUAAAGAAUCGCCCUGAUUUCAGAAAAUGCAAAAAUCUGAAGAAAGCUCUGUGCACAAUAAGAGAUUUAAAAUUUAACUUAAAGCCAUCAACAAAUCUCAAAGAAGAACUUUUUGAAAUUAAUGAGGUCUGCUCGCUUAUGGAAGAAUCUGAUCCUUCUCGACAAAUGUCUGAAGUUGGUAGCAGCCUUGGAGUGAAUAUUUCAAAGCUGCUUAAAAAAUAG
Molecule: messenger RNA, 258 nt
Organism: Blepharisma stoltei
Lineage: Eukaryota; Ciliophora; Heterotrichea; Heterotrichida; Blepharismidae
Source: the annotation of a GenBank genome assembly